Molecule: messenger RNA, 1982 nt
Organism: Sphaeramia orbicularis (orbiculate cardinalfish)
Lineage: Eukaryota; Metazoa; Chordata; Actinopteri; Kurtiformes; Apogonidae
Gene: bambia
Product: BMP and activin membrane-bound inhibitor (Xenopus laevis) homolog a
Exons: 3
Coding region: 507-1286 (259 amino acids)
Biological process (GO): transforming growth factor beta receptor signaling pathway; positive regulation of canonical Wnt signaling pathway; negative regulation of transforming growth factor beta receptor signaling pathway
Molecular function (GO): frizzled binding
Source: RefSeq, a predicted model, not a curated record
GCUAAAUCUUGUCCGGCCUGAAUAUAGUGUGCAGUGUUUGUUCCAGCGGAGUUGCUCGCCUUUUUGUAACAUUUCUCCGUCCAGGACAACAAAAGUGAUGCUUCACCGAGGCACACCGCAUAGCGAGACAGAGGAGGACCAGCGGUGAUUGCUUUCUACAAUUUACCCUUAAAAAAAACUUUCUUCCAAGGAGUAUAUUUCUGUGUUUUCUUUUUUUCGACGUCAAGAAAAGCGCCGUUUGCGUCCUCAGUAAUGCCGGACGACUUUUAGACAACUUGGCGUCUUCUUGUCUCCAUGCGGGAGGAGACGCAGUUCGUUGUGGUUUUUUUUUUUUUUUUGCCACUUUGUGUCCCAUUAAGGAUCGGAAGGUGUCGUGUCCGCCAACCGGAAUGCCUCGUUUUUGGCCGUAGCUUCACGUAAAUCUUUUUGUCCAGCUCUUUGCCCAGCGGACUGUGCGGCCGCUGCUACUGGAUCUACGAGGACUUCUGCGCAUUAAUUCGGUGUAAAUGGAUCGCCAGUCCAGUUUCAUUUCCAUUUGGCUACAACUGGAACUCUGUGCCAUGGCUGUUCUUCUUACUAAAGGAGAAAUCAGGUGUUACUGUGAUGCGCCACACUGUGUGGCCACGGGAUACAUGUGCAAAUCAGAACUGAACGCCUGCUUUACCAAGGUAUUGGACCCGCUUAAUGCAAACUCUCCACUCACCCACGGCUGUUUAGACCCUAUCGCCAAUGCUGCAGACAUCUGCAGCAGCAGCUCAAGGAGCACAGAUGCCUUCAGCGGGGCCUCAGCAGCAGCUACACUGGAGUGCUGCCACGACGACAUGUGCAACUACAGAGGCCUGCAUGACCUGCCACACACCAGGGACUCGACAGAUCAGAACAGGUAUUCACAAGACAACAGGAACCUGGUGACCCGGGUUCAGGAGCUGGCCUCAGCUAAGGAGGUGUGGUUCCGGGCAGCUGUGAUCGCUGUGCCCAUCGCAGGUGGUCUCAUCCUGGUGCUGCUUAUCAUGCUGGCGUUACGGAUGCUCCGCAGUGAGAACAAGCGUUUGCAGGACCAGCGACAGCAGAUGCUGUCACGGCUCCACUAUAGCUUCCAUGGCCACCACACCAAGAAGGGCCACGUGGCCAAGCUGGACCUGGAGUGCAUGGUGCCUGUCACGGGCCACGAGAACUGCUGUCUGACUUGUGACAAGAUGAGGCAGGCGGACCUGGGCAAUGACAAGAUCCUGUCUCUGGUGCACUGGGGGAUGUACAGUGGUCACGGAAAGCUGGAGUUCGUAUGACUGACUGACUUCCUGUGUGGAACUAUGACACAAAGAGCCAGGACUGCUUCUCAAUCGUUGGCUUCUGCUUUUUUCUACUUUAAAUGACAUUCCCACCGUGUGUUUCAUCCAUUGGACUGUUGGGUUUGUGUUAUUCUGUUCUUUUUCUACCCAGUGGCGAAAAAAUACAAGACUGAUCUCAUGCCAUGUGUUUUUUUUGCUAGAGGAGCACUUUACUUGAAAAUGAGAGGCAAAGCAGCGAGGAGCUUAAUUUAAACUUGAGAGGGCAGGACUGAGGCAGAGUGAGAGGUCUGUCACUGCUCCAGAGGAUCCUGGACUUGACACUGAGCGCUGAAGGAUUCCAAAUCUGUCUUAUUUGCACAUGUGUAAAAAAGCAAACAAACAAGUAAAAAAAAAAACACAAAAAGUUGUUGCUUAAAACAAUUUGACACUGACACCAGGGUACAAGAGACUUGUAUGAGGAGUAAAAAGAGCGUUGAGAAUUCAGUGUUUGUAAGUGUGCACACUCCUCUGUGUACGUUUCAUGAUUCAAGCUUAUUGUAAAAAUUUAAAUAUAUAUAUAUAUAUUUUUGUCUGAUAAAACUGAUAGGUGUGUCUUGCUCUGGGUGAAUGUCCAACAUCUCUCUCUGUGAUCAGACUUAAAGCUUGAUUGUGAGUGUGAAAGAAAACCAACCAUUAAAAGUGACUUUUUAUUUA